Messenger RNA from Hemibagrus wyckioides, 3749 nucleotides. It is a transcript of the gene dcbld1, whose product is annotated as discoidin, CUB and LCCL domain containing 1. Bases 186 to 2351 code for a protein of 721 amino acids. NCBI's taxonomy places the organism in Eukaryota, Metazoa, Chordata, Actinopteri, Siluriformes, Bagridae. The transcript has 15 exons. The record is from RefSeq and is a predicted model, not a curated record.
ACACGGAAGAGUUCAUUCAGAGUGUGUGUGAGGGAACACUAAAAUCUCCUCCAGUACACAGAAUUCCCAGGUCCUACACGGACAGGCUCUUGCUUUUUCUUUUUUUCCCGGGAAAAUGUUGAUGUAAAGUUUCUCCAAAUGCGCCUUGGCACUUUUUCCGCGUCUCCCGGUGGCUUGAAGUUGAAAUGUUCGCCGAAAAAUCAUUUUAUGGACUGGUUUUCGUCUGUCUAACUAUUUCCCCGCUUACUCUCGCCGAGAAACCCGAGGAUGGCUGUGGCCAGUCGGAUCUGGGUCCACAGAGUGGUUUCCUGUCCUCAAAGAACUAUUCGGAGUAUCCCAACAGCUCGGUGUGUGAGCGGAAGCUUCGUGUCCACAGCAGCCUUAGGAUCGUGAUAAAGUUUGAAGACGUGUCCAUCGAGGGGGUGGACUGCCAGACUGACUAUUUGAAGAUUUUGAUGGAGAAAGAUGGGACGCCUUUCGUGUACUGGCAAUAUUGUGGAGAGACGAAAUCUCACCCCACGCCGACCGGCCAGCCGCUUUACACCGACGCCAGCGAGCUCACAGUGAGCUUCCGCUCCAGCCGUCACUCCUCAGACAGAGGCUUCCGGCUUUCCUACAGCACCGUGAACCACACAGAGUUGCUGACAUGCACAGACAAAGGCAGCCAUUUCUUCCUUCCUCACUACAGGAAGUUGUGUCCGGCCGGAUGUGGAGCAGCAGCGGGUGACGUGCAGGGAGACAUUUCUCAGGGCUACAGACAUACAUCAGUUCUGUGUAAAGCUGCGGUCCAUGCAGGAAUCUUUCCGGACCAGUUUGGGGGAGAGGUUACAGUGGAGGAGCAGCGUGGCCUUCGCUACUACGAGUCAGUCCAAGCCAAUGGCAUCAAGUCCAAAACCGGCUCUUUGUCUGAAACUCUCUUCACAUUCGUCACCAAUGAUUGUUCCAGACAGAUGGUACUUCAGCCCAUAUCUGUUACCUCCUCAUGGGAGAAGGAUGUAUUCGAUGGGACUCGGAGCGACUGGUCUCCAGGCCUCGGCCGCUCUGUCCCCCCGACAGGAAUCUCAGACAUGGAGUCUGACAGUAAACGCUGGCUCCAGAUCGACCUGGGAGAGAAGAAGAGGAUCACAGGAAUUUUAACCAAAGGUUCAGAGUUCGGUGACUUUGUGAAAAGCUACAAGAUCCUGUAUAAGGAGAAGAGCCGCUGGCGCACGUACACUCGGUACAACAGCUCCGAGGAUAUGAUAUUCGAAGGGAAUACGGACAACCUCUAUCAGACACGCAACACUUUCCGUCCCUCAUUUACCGCACGUAACGUCCGCGUCGUCCCUCUGCAGUGGCAUCGGAAGAUCGGCCUGAACGCGGAGCUCCUGGGCUGCUCGUACGUCAGAUAUCUUCCAGUGUUCCCCGUAGUCAAUGUGACAUCUCUGGUCACGCAGGAGGUUUUGUCCAGCAGACCCAAACCGGACAGAGAGGAUAUCCCAGAGCACCUGCCUCAGUCCGAUCUAGUGAAGCUGAUCAUCAUCGUGGUGGCAGCCGUGGGCUGUGUGGCCGUGUUACUGGUGUCCGUGAUCUGUGCCUUUAAAGUGCUGCAGAAGAAGAAGAGCAAAGAGAACAUGUACAACUCUGCAGAUCUUCCACAGACAGGUUGCUGGAAGCAGGUGAAACAUCCGUCUGCUAGGCAGCAGUCCACCGAAUUCACCUUCAGCUACAGCUCAGAGAAAGACCACAUGCCCAAAAUGGACCUGGUCACCAGUGACAUGGCAGACUACCAGCAGCCGCUGAUGCUUGGCGUCGGAACGGUGUCCAGGAAAGGUUCCACCUUUAGGCCCAUGGACACAGACAGUUCCAAGGACAACACCAACGAGGCCACGUCUCAUUACGACUACCUGCACACGGCCAAUCAAUACGCUCUCCCACUGACCAAUCAGGAGCCGGAGUACGCCACGCCCAUCAUCGAGCGCCACACCUUCCGGAAGGAUGCCUUCGUUCCGGAUCCCAGCUACAGCGUCCCCGGGGUUGUCCUCAGCAAGAGUUCCUCAUUUAAAAACACAGACAACAGCAAAUACAGAAAGGUGGUAGGAGGAAACGCGUCCGGGGGUUACCAGACACCCCAGACCAAACGGGACGGACCAAACCACUCAGAGGGGGCCAAACCUGGCAGAUCGAACCAUUCUGAAGAAGUUUACGACAGCCCUACGGGCAGGAAUCCUACAAUUCUUCAGAACGGAGGCUGUGCGGAGUAUCAGAGACCUCAGGCGAAGGGUUACUCGGCACCUCGAGACUACGUCCGGCUCAAUGCCGCCGUCACACAAAGACCGGACCCUGAGGGCUGCAGCCUGAGUGGAACCUGAACACGCGUGAACUUAUAGACCUGUUUCAUGUGACCUCAUUAAUAAAAACACCUCCAGGACCUUCUCAUAACUUAUUUUUAUACCAGAGUGAUACGGAUUUGUUUUAUAUAUAUGCUGAGAAAGAUGGACGCGAGGAAUCGUCUAUGCUGUGUGCUGUUUUUUUUUUUAACUGCUGUGCAAAUUGGAUUUAUUUUGUCUUAAGAGUUUUAUUGGUUUUAUUUUUUAAGGAACAGGGUUUGUUGAUGCUUUCGCCCUUUCUCUCUCUCUCUCUCUCUCUCUCUCUCUCAGCGACCUGAAAAUGUGUUUAACAUAGAAAAUCCAUUUUGAAGUUGACCUCUAUGCAUUUUGUGAUACAACAUGAUCCGCCAUCUCCAUUUCCUGAGCUACUUCUCUGUAGCUUCAUAGGAAGCUCUGAUGCAGCUCGAAGAGUCAAACUGAUCCCGACAGGAUGGGUCUCUUCUCACCGUUUGAUUCACUGACUUCCUGUUUCAAGGAGACACUUCCUCUGUUCCCCUGAGCCAUGUGCAGUGGUACUGUCAUGUCAGUGUAACGUUUUAUCGCGUGUACAUAUUCCCUGUACAGAUUUUGAAAUGUAUAUGGUGGAAAUAGGAUGGAAAGAAGACAGGCGUGGCUUAUUUAAAGCACCCACAAAGCUGCUGCUGGCGUGUAUUAAUGCUGCUGCAUUAAAGAGACAUUAAAGAGACGUGGAUGUGUGGUCUUUUUCCGGCAUGCAAUACUGAGCGAGUGAGUAAGAAUGUCUGACAUUGUUGAGAUGUUCCUGCGUGGUUCCUGUGUGAAGAGUUCAGCACCGAGACUCCCACCACUGCUCUUCAGCUGUGAGCAUAGUCGAGAAUGCAGCCUCAGCAGUUGACCUGGCUGUCUCAGGCUGUCUUAGCACUGUGAGAAUGUGUGUGUGUGUGUGUGUGUGUGUGUGCCAGCAGCAGCCGUGGUCCGUGAGAGCGACAUGCUGGAAACCUCCUACAUUCCACACACACGUCUGUAAAACAGAAGCACUGAUCUACUCACACUUCCUAAACACACAGGAUAUGCAUUAUGAGUUGGGAUAAAAACAGAACACACACACACACACUCUUUCUUCCUGCACUUCUGGUGAAAGCUUGACAAACAGCACACACACACUUGUGGAGUGUGUGUGUGUGUGUGUGUUGGAAUGUGGCAGUGUUGCAUCAGUCAUGAACAGCAGCUGACCUCCACUGACACCGCUGUUCAAGCCCACUAUUAAACUCCCAUUUAGCCGAUACAUACAGUUAAGUGCAAAAGUUUACACCCCCUCCCCUUGGUUUCUGAAUGAACACAAAAUGUAUUUAUUUAUUUAUUUUAAUUUUUUUUUUUAAUACAGCUUAUAUACGAAACAAUACAGAAAAUAAUUUGUAACGC